AGCUCCGCCCGUCUCUUCCGGAUAGGGCCAUAUCAGCACGUUUUAUUUAUUGUAGGGUACAUUUUUGUAAUUUCGUGUCAGUGAUGUGCCAUAUUUUAUAACUGUGACAUUAUAAUACUUUGUUUAUCUAACGGUCGUCAGUUUCAUGUAGCUUGUAAAGACUCUUACUGAACAAAGUGAGCAUCAGUUUUCCGUCAUGGAGGAGGGGAUAGUGGAGACUCCAGAGGAGCUGCUGGCAAAGCAGCACCGCAAAGAAAAGAAAGAUCUGCAAGCUAAAAUCCAGAGCAUGAAAAAUGCAGUCCCCAAAAACGAUAAGAAAAGGAGGAAACAGUUGACAGAGGAGAUUGCCAAGCUGGAGGCUGAUCUCAGUCAAAAACACGAGGAGGAAUUCAGACAGCUGAAAUCUACAGAUAACACAAAGGUGGAAGAGGUGAUAAAUGGAGUUGAGACGAUGAAGAUGGAGGGUGGAGAACAAGAAGAUGUCAAACAGCCACGAAUAACCAAGGCCCAGAAGAGAAGGGACAAGAAGGCUGCCCAGGAGAAGGAGCGGGAGAGCAGGAUAGCAGAGGCUGAGGUGCAGAACCUGCAGGGUGUGAGGCACCAGGAGGGAUUGAAGCUGGCUCAGAAACUUGCUCAGCAACAGCUUCAGAUCAAGGAGAUCUCCUCUGAUGGCCACUGCAUGUACCGUGCCAUUGAAGAUCAGCUGGCACAGCGAUCAAAGCCUGAGUUAACCAUGAGUGUGAAAGAACUGCGGACCCGUACUGCUGAGCACAUGAGAAGCCAUGCUGAUGACUUCCUGCCCUUCCUCACCAACCCCAACACUGGUGACAUGUACACAACAGAUGAGUUUGAGAAAUACUGCAGUGAAGUGGAGCACACAGCAGCUUGGGGUGGACAACUGGAACUGCGAGCACUGACUGAAGUUCUCCGCUUGCCAAUAGAAGUGAUCCAGGCUGACUCACCAACUAUAAAAAUUGGGGAGGAAUAUGAUAGUGAACCUAUCACCCUUGUCUACAUGCGUCAUGCCUAUGGCCUAGGAGAGCACUACAAUUCUGUGGAGCGGCUAAAGGACCCAGCCAAUGUGGAGGACAGCUGAGAGACAGCUCGGUCUUAGUGUGACAUAAACCAAUUUGUGCAAUGCAGUGUGUGUUCAAACCACUCACACCAAGGGGCCCUAAAUACCAAACACAUUUGAAAGGGUGGAUUGUGCUAAUGGAAAAAUAGCAUAGAAAGGACAUUAAUGUGUUAGUGAUUUUACAUUGGACACUCUUGUUCCACCCCAGUGACCCCCAUGGUGCCCCUGCUUUUGGGAAGAAGUGGUGUAACAUACUUUUUAAGCAUAUCCAGCUGGGCAGGUGCACAUGGAAGAGCUGCGCAUGUCACUGAAACAAAUGUUAACAGAGUCCUGACAGAUUGUUGAACCUUUGCAGUGUUGGAAAGAACUGAGUUGUGAAACCUGCAAAUCAUAUCAAUGUUACAUAAACACAUAAAAUACUAAUGAGACUGAGUUGUGUAACUGCC
This is a messenger RNA of Toxotes jaculatrix (banded archerfish), 1521 nucleotides long. It is a transcript of the gene otud6b, whose product is annotated as OTU deubiquitinase 6B. Gene Ontology annotation, molecular function: cysteine-type deubiquitinase activity. Lineage: Eukaryota; Metazoa; Chordata; Actinopteri; Toxotidae. Bases 197 to 1096 code for a protein of 299 amino acids. The record is from RefSeq and is a predicted model, not a curated record. Gene Ontology annotation, biological process: protein deubiquitination. The transcript is spliced from 8 exons.